Trichechus manatus latirostris (Florida manatee) is the source of this 3283-nucleotide messenger RNA. It is a transcript of the gene SLC68A1, whose product is annotated as major facilitator superfamily domain containing 13A. The transcript has 8 exons. The record is from RefSeq and is a predicted model, not a curated record. The coding region runs from base 75 to 1628 and encodes 517 amino acids. Lineage: Eukaryota; Metazoa; Chordata; Mammalia; Sirenia; Trichechidae.
ACGAGGAUGGCAAGACUGCCCGUAGCCAUAAGCCCUCCUCACUGCUCCUGGGGCUAAAGCUGGGGCUGGUGGCCAUGGGGCUGGCCCGACCCCAGGCCUGGUUGUUGGGCCUGCCUACAGCCGUGGUCUAUGGCUCCCUGGCCCUCUUCAUCUCCGUCUUGCACAACGUGUUCCUGCUCUACUACGUGGACACCUUUGUGUCAGUGUACAAGAUCAACAAGGCAGCCUUCUGGGUCGGAGAGACGGUGUUUCUUCUCUGGAACAGCUUCAAUGACCCACUCUUCGGCUGGCUCAGUGACCGCCAGUUCCUCAGCUCCCAGCCCCGGUCAGGUGCUGGGCUGUCCUCUAGGGCUGUGGUGCUGGCACGGGUGCGGGCACUGGGCUGGCAUGGGCCACUGCUGGCGCUGUCAUUCCUGGCAUUCUGGGUGCCCUGGGCCCCAGCUGGCCUGCAGUUCUUGCUCUGCCUGUGUCUCUAUGAUGGUUUCCUGACGCUCGUGGACCUGCACCAUCAUGCCUUGCUGGCUGACCUGGCCCUCUCAGCCCACGACCGCACCCACCUCAACUUCUACUGCUCCCUCUUCAGUGCUGCUGGCUCCCUCUCUGUCUUUGCCUCCUACGCCUUCUGGAACAAGGAGGACUUCUCCUCCUUCCGUGCCUUCUGUGUGGCACUGGCCGCUGGCUCUGGGCUGGGCUUUGUAGGGGCCACGCAGCUGCUGAGGAGGCGAGUUGAGGCUGCCGGCAGGGAGCCAGGGUGUCCAGUCCUGGCCGUGGAUGGCGGCCUGUGUGGAGAGGAACUGCUUGUGGGUGGUGAGGAAGCGGACAGUAUCACCUUGGGCCAGUACCUCCAUCAGCUGGCACGCCACCGGAACUUCCUGUGGUUCGUGGGCAUGGACCUGGUGCAGGUCUUUCACUGCCACUUCAACAGCAACUUCUUCCCCCUCUUCCUGGAGCACCUGUUGUCAGACCACAUCUCUCUGUCCACAGGCUCUUUCCUGUUGGGCAUUUCCUACGUUGCUCCCCAUCUCAACAACCUCUACUUCCUGCCCCUGUGCCGGCGCUGGGGUGUCUACGCGGUGGUACGGGGGCUCUUCCUGCUCAAGCUGGGCCUUAGCCUACUCAUGCUGUUGGCUGGCCCUGACUGCCCCAGCCUGCUCUGCCUCUUCAUUGCCAGUAACCGUGUCUUCACUGAGGGCACCUGUAAGCUGCUGACCUUGGUGGUCACUGACCUAGUGGACGAGGACUUGGUGCUGAACCACCGCAAGCAGGCGGCCUCGGCACUCCUCUUUGGCAUGGUUGCCCUGGUGACCAAACCAGGCCAGACCUUUGCCCCACUUCUAGGCACCUGGCUGCUCUGCUUCUACACAGGUCAUGAUCUCUUCCAGCAGGCCCCGCUAGCCCCUGUGGGGAGUGCCCAGCCCUGGCCAGAGCCCCCAGCCCCACCCCCGGCGCAGGCCCCAACACUCCGCCAGGGCUGCUUCUACUUGCUGGUGCUGGUGCCCAUCACCUGUGCUCUGCUGCAGCUGUUCACCUGGUCCCGGUUUACACUGCAUGGGAGAUACUUGCACACGGUCAAAGCCCAGCGCCAGAACCUAUCACAGGCCCAAACCCUGGACCUUAAGACAGUGUGAGAAGUGGGGCAAGGCCAUCUGGGGAGGAUACUGCCUGCGGCCCUGGGGAGGAGCCUCUUUUGCCAGCCUGGCCUCCUGCUUCUCCGCGUGCCUCAGAUGCAGCCUGGAUGAUAGAUGGCCGACUGGGAGCUCCUGGGACUGAGCCAGGAGUGUCACUGAGGUCUAAGUUCCUGCUUGGCUGACUGGCCCAGCUUGGGCAGGGCUGGGUGUAUGUGUUCAGGGACCUGUUUCCCCCUUCAGGGGCAGGAGGAAAGAAGAGGACCAAGUAGGGAUGGGGCUGCUUUGUGGUGCUCAUGGGGUUACCGGGGGGUAUGGAGGCCUGUCCCACUGCCUGGCUGAGACUGGCUGCCCUGUGGGCUCAGGAACCCCUUUUGAUACUGCAACUGUUCCCUCUCGCCCAGUCAGGGGAAGCCGACUGCAAGUCCCUCCCUACCCAUCUCCAGUAGUUUCUCAGAGGGUUCUCUGCUUCAGCUGUGCCCGAAGUAGCACAGCCCCUUCUGCUGCUGCAGGGUUCCCCCACCCUACCCUGCCUCUGAAGAGCUUCAUUUCAUAGACUGAUUAAAGGCAGUCUUUUCUAGGCCUCAGGUCUGGGCUGUGUGUGUGUGUGUGGUGGGAUGGUGGGGGUGUUGGGACACAGGGCUCCUCAAUAGAAACACCCUGAGAGCAUUUUUCCAAAUCCAAGUGGUGGGCUACAGGCAUUGCUCACUAAGACACCAGUGAGAAAAUGCAGAUUGGUAGCUGCAUGGGGACUUGGGAGCAGAAUGACUUUCAGGCCUGGGGCCAGUAGCCCCAGGACAUUUCCCAUGUGACACUGUUGGACGCCAUAGUCACGGAAGGGGAGCUUCUAGGACAGAGCUUCUCAACCUUGGAAUCACCUGGGAAGCUUUAAUAGAUACUGAUGUGUGUUCUAUUCCCAAAGAUUUCUGAUUUAUUGGGUCUGGGGUAUGGCCUGGACAUCAGGAUUUUUAAAAGCUCUGUAGGUGAUUUUCCUGUGCAGCUGGGAUGGAGAACCACUGCUCUAGGCCAGCGGUUCUCAGCUUCAGCACUAGAGACACUUGGGGCUGGAUAUAUUUCUUUGUUGUAGAUAUUUAUCAGUAGCAGAAUCCCUGGCCUCUACUUGCUUAGCUGCCAGUAACCCCCAUCCCAACCUCCGGUUGUGACAACCAAACAUGUCUCCAGACAUUGCCAAAUGUGUCUUGAGGGGCAAAAUUGAUCCUUGUUGAGAACCACUCCUGUAGGCCAGUAGUUUUUUGAGGGUUUGCUUAGUGGCUAUGACGGUAGGCUCCAGGGCUCUACAGCCUGGGUUCAAAUCUUAGCUUAUUAAUAAAGGGCAGAGCCUUGGAAAAUUGCCUCAUCAUUCUGUGGCUCUAUCCACAGCUUCGAGGGUUAUUGAAUUAAAUGGGUUAGCAUUUGUAAAGUGCUUGGCCAUUUUUCCCAAGUGUGUAUUUAAAAUGAACUGAUUUUCCAAAUGGGCCCUGGAAACUGCAUUUUAAUAAGCUCCCUAGAUUCUCAUACACUUCAAAGUUUUGAGAACCUCUGACUUCAGAGAUGUCAGGAGCUGCCCCCAUCAUUCUGGGUGUAGUCUUACCCAUGGGGGUGGGGAUCCUCAGUUCCUGAACCUGGGCUUUGCGUGAACACUAUUUUCCAGGCAUCCA